Molecule: messenger RNA, 729 nt
Organism: Mesorhabditis spiculigera
Lineage: Eukaryota; Metazoa; Nematoda; Chromadorea; Rhabditida; Rhabditidae
Source: the annotation of a GenBank genome assembly
AUGCCGUACAACACGCAGACCAGGCUAACGCCCUUUAUCCCGACAUACGGAACGCAGCAACUGCCGACUUCUUCGCAACCGGAGAAUCUCCGCGAAAACCCAGGCCCCGCGGCGCAACGGAGCAAAAAUUUCUCCGAAUGCUCCAAAGCUUCGGAGGUCGGCGGCGAGCCGGAAGCAGCUGUUUCACUGAAGAAUCUGCCGCCCUGGUGCAGCGAGGACGACGUGAAAGCGUUGAUAAGCCCGAAGGCUACCGUCACGACGGUGAAAUUCGUCUCCAGCGGAGACAACCAUCGGGUCGCAAAAGUCACGUUAGGGUCGGUUCAAGCCGCUAAGAAGUUAGUCGAAGAGCUGCGUAAUACGAAAUUCCCGGGAACAAAGCAAGUUCUUAGGCCAAGUCUUUGGAUGAAAAGACCCUCCAAGCCAGACAACCGAAGACCUAUACAAGACGUCCAGGAGGAUGGUUACUUUUGGAUCACCGUUUCCGGGCUGGCAUUGGCCGAGACAAGGGACACUGUUCACUCGCAAUUUGGAAUUUAUGCACCGAUUCUCCAAGACUUCAACGGGAAACCCAGAAUCAACGUGCGUAGGGCAGGCACCAAGUUAGAAGCCCAAAUCGCCUACGGCACAUGGGCACAUGCUUACCAGGUCUUCACGAGCUUCAACAAAACACCAAAGACGACAUUUUAUUACGGUGGAAGGGAGCUGCAGUAUACCGUCCGCAUGGGAAAA